AUGCGAGUAACGUUUUUAUUAAUUGUCUGUUUAUUACCAUUGAUAUAUGGUGAAAAAUUUCAUUUGCCAGCACUAGACAAACUUGAUGAACAUAUUGGUAAUCUUUGGUCAAAGUUUAAAACGGGUUAUGGUUUUGUUUACAAUACACCUGUGGAAGAGCUUCAACGUUUUAAUAUUUUCAAUGAAAAUGUUAAAAUGAUCUUGCAACAUAACCUUGAAGAAGAUCUUGGUCUUCAUACAUAUCGCUUAGGCAUAAAUCAAUUUGCUGCUCUUUCAAAUGAAGAAUUUCGAAAAACAAUGAAUGGUUAUCGUCGUCAAAAGAAUGAUCGAAAUCAAGAUGUACGAAGUCAACAAAUCCCCAUUUCACCGUAUGUUGCUAUACCGGUGUCUGUUGACUGGCGUGAUCAAGGCAUUGUUACACCAGUCAAAGAUCAAGGACAAUGUGGUAGUUGUUGGGCAUUUAGUACGGGUCAACAUGCACGUUCCACUGGAAAAUUAGUUAGUUUAAGUGAACAACAAUUAGUCGACUGUUCAACAAAUUGGGGUAAUGAAGGAUGUAACGGUGGAUUAAUGGAUAAUGCAUUCAAAUACGUUCACGAUAACAAAGGUAUCGAUGAUAAUGUAACAUAUCCAUAUUUAGCACAGGAUGGCACUUGCAAAUUUAAACGAAAAGCUGUUGCAUCAACCUGUGAUAGUUUUGUUGAUAUCCCUUCGGGUGUUUAUUCUGAUCCAGAAUGUUCAUCGGAAGACCUUGAUCAUGGUGUUUUAGCAGUUGGUUAUGGUACACUUAAGGAUGCAACGAAAGCAAAGCAAGACUAUUACAUUGUUAAAAAUAGCUGGUCAGAAAAUUGGGGUGAUAAAGGAUACUUGAAAAUGGCACGAAAUAAAAAAAACAUGUGUGGUAUCGCCACAGCAGCAUCCUAUCCUGUAGUUACAGAUAAAACUACAAUUAAAGAUUUGCUUACAUAA
This is a messenger RNA of Didymodactylos carnosus, 969 nucleotides long. Lineage: Eukaryota; Metazoa; Rotifera; Eurotatoria; Philodinida; Philodinidae. The record is from the annotation of a GenBank genome assembly.